Molecule: messenger RNA, 1134 nt
Organism: Arvicola amphibius (Eurasian water vole)
Lineage: Eukaryota; Metazoa; Chordata; Mammalia; Rodentia; Cricetidae
Product: olfactory receptor 52D1
Exons: 3
Coding region: 1-1134 (377 amino acids)
Biological process (GO): G protein-coupled receptor signaling pathway
Cellular component (GO): membrane
Molecular function (GO): olfactory receptor activity; G protein-coupled receptor activity
Source: RefSeq, a predicted model, not a curated record
AUGGAUGCCUCCUGCACAGGUAUAACACUGGGCCAAAAAGAAGGGGAGGAAGUGUGUAGUGGUUCCAGCUUGCCAGAUUCUACCACGACAGACAAGUACCAGGGUGUUAUCCCUGGAAAUCUCAAUGCAAGGCAGGCAUGCCGUCACCCCUUGGAUAGAGCCCUUCAUGUGCCAAGAUGGACAUCAGCCUCCAACGUAAGUGACAGUCUCCCAGUCACUUUCUUCCUGACUGGGAUCCCAGGGCUGGAGUUUGCCCACCCCUGGAUUGCCAUCCCUUUCUGUGUCAUGUAUCUGGUAGCACUGCUUGGUAAUGCUGCCCUCAUCCUUGUUAUUGGGACAGAGAGUGCGCUUCAUGCACCCAUGUACCUCUUCCUCUGCCUUCUCUCACUCACUGACCUGGCUCUCAGCUCUACCACUGUACCUAAAAUGCUAGCCAUUCUGUGGCUGCAUGCCAAUGAGAUUUCCUUUGGCGGAUGCCUAGCCCAGAUGUUUUGUGUCCAUGCCAUCUAUGCUCUAGAGUCCUCAGUUCUCCUUGCCAUGUCCUUUGAUCGAUAUGUGGCUAUCUGCAACCCACUAAGAUAUACAACCAUUCUCAAUCAUACUGUCAUAGGCCAAAUUGUCUUUGCUGGGAUAGUCCGCAGUGUAGUUAUUGUGUCCCCCUUCAUCUUUUUGCUGAAGCGACUGCCCUACUGUGGUCACCAUGUCAUGGCUCACACAUACUGUGAACAUAUGGGUGUUGCUAGGCUUGCCUGUGCCAACAUCACUGUCAACAUUGUCUACGGGCUGACUGUGGCUCUGCUGGCCAUGGGCCUGGACUCAGUUCUCAUUGCUGUCUCCUAUGGCUUCAUCCUCCGGGCUGUCUUUCGUCUUCCAUCCCGUGAUGCUCAACGCAAGGCUCUGAGUACCUGUGGCUCUCACUUUGGUGUCAUUCUGGUUUUCUAUAUACCUGCCUUCUUCUCCUUCCUCACCCACCGCUUUGGUCACAACCGAGUUCCCAAGCAUGUACACAUCUUCCUGGCUAACCUGUAUGUGCUGGUGCCUCCUGUGCUCAAUCCCAUUAUCUACGGAGCAAGAACCAAGGAGAUUCAGAGUCGAUUUGUAAGACUGCUUCGCUUAGGAAUGGACUUGGUAUGA